CAUUUAUUGAAUCUCACGUCAUCAGUAUUUACUCCUUGCCUAUCGCUUUAAACAUAUCUGAUGCUUUCUCUUUGAUAACUGUUAGGAUCUAAGAUUUAAGCUCGUGAUUCAUUGGAAAAUUAGUAAUAAUGGGGCGCCGUCCUGCUAGGUGUUAUCGUUAUUGUAAAAACAAACCGUACCCUAAGUCACGGUUCUGUCGUGGUGUGCCAGAUCCAAAGAUUAGAAUUUUUGACUUGGGAAAGAAAAAAGCCCGAGUUGAUGAUUUCCCAUUAUGUGUGCAUCUUGUAUCUGAUGAAUAUGAACAACUAUCUUCUGAAGCUUUAGAAGCAGGGCGUAUUUGUGCUAACAAAUACUUGGUUAAACACUGUGGUAAAGAUCAGUUUCAUAUUCGUAUGAGACUUCAUCCAUUCCAUGUUAUUCGUAUCAAUAAAAUGUUGUCAUGCGCUGGAGCUGAUAGGCUUCAAACUGGAAUGAGAGGAGCUUUUGGUAAACCACAAGGUACUGUAGCUCGAGUUCAUAUUGGUCAACCUAUUAUGAGUGUACGCUCCUCUGAUAGAUACAAGGCUGCUGUAAUUGAAGCAUUGCGUCGAGCCAAGUUCAAGUUUCCUGGGCGUCAAAAGAUCUAUGUGAGCAAAAAAUGGGGAUUUACCAAGUAUGAUCGUGAAGAAUAUGAAACAUUGAAAGAUGAAGGAAGAUUAGCACCUGAUGGUGCCAAUGUUAAAUUCCGCCCAGACCACGGACCAUUGGACAACUGGAGAAAAGUCCAAAGAGAAUUACUUGCUGUAUAAUUAUAAUUAAAUUUCAAGUAUUUCUUGCUAUGGAAAUAAAUUUUUUUUUUAUUAUCUAA
Molecule: messenger RNA, 847 nt
Organism: Daktulosphaira vitifoliae (grape phylloxera)
Lineage: Eukaryota; Metazoa; Arthropoda; Insecta; Hemiptera; Phylloxeridae
Gene: RpL10
Product: 60S ribosomal protein L10
Exons: 6
Coding region: 129-788 (219 amino acids)
Biological process (GO): ribosomal large subunit assembly; translation
Cellular component (GO): ribosome; cytosolic large ribosomal subunit
Molecular function (GO): structural constituent of ribosome
Source: RefSeq, a predicted model, not a curated record